Molecule: messenger RNA, 730 nt
Organism: Patella vulgata (common limpet)
Lineage: Eukaryota; Metazoa; Mollusca; Gastropoda; Patellidae
Product: B-cell receptor CD22-like
Exons: 2
Coding region: 56-730 (224 amino acids)
Biological process (GO): cell-cell adhesion
Cellular component (GO): cell-cell junction
Molecular function (GO): cell adhesion molecule binding
Source: RefSeq, a predicted model, not a curated record
GGAAUGUAAGUUUAUAGAGUUACUUGUUCUCGAAUGUUAGGAGUUUACUUUCAAUAUGUUUUGCUUAUCUAUUACUCCUUUCGUGUUUUUACUAUAUAUUAAAACUAUUACAGAUCGACCAACAGUACAUGUAGAACCAUCAACCAGUCCUUAUAAAAUAAUACAAGGUAAUCAACUGACUUUAACCUGCACUGUUGAUGAUUCUAAUCCACAACCUACAAGUUUUACCUGGAGUAAAGAUGGUGGCAGUAUUACAGGUCAAGGGUCAUCUGUAUUCAGUCUGACGUCAGUACAGAGAUCACAAGCUGGACAGUAUACAUGUACAGCUAAUAAUGGAGUUGGAACAGGAACAUCUACAUCUGUAGAAGUUGAUGUUUUAUAUCCACCUACUGUGUCCACACCACCUAUAUAUAAAAUACUAGAAUCUACUGGAUUAACUAUAACUUGUUCCGGUAACCCCGGUAACCCUACUGUUACUAGCUAUAGAUGGACUGGAUCUGGUGGAUAUAUUUCUACUGGUGCUACAUUAAGUAUACCUGAUAUAAAGAGGAGUAAGACAGGUGUUUAUAGAUGUACAGCUACUAAUAUCAUGAUACCUACAUCUAAUAUACAACAAACAGGUACAGGUACAAGUCAGACAACGAUUGAUGUUUUAUCUCUAACUGGCCGGUCAGAUAUAUUGUCUGCGAUGUCACAGUCGGUGAAAACGGAUGUUAAACAAUACAAAUAA